Messenger RNA from Puma concolor (puma), 2530 nucleotides. RefSeq names its product GTPase, IMAP family member 5 (gene GIMAP5). Gene Ontology annotation, molecular function: GTP binding. The record is from RefSeq and is a predicted model, not a curated record. Lineage: Eukaryota; Metazoa; Chordata; Mammalia; Carnivora; Felidae.
AGCAAAGCUCAAGCAAAGCUUGAGCUGAGCUUUCUGAUCCCAUUUUACUGAAAACUAUAAGCAAUGUAUUCUAUAUAUUCAUAUGCCAUAGACACUUUCCUCUACCUCUUCCAGUCAAAGUCCCCAGAAGCCUGCAAUGUGUCGUCCCUAAAAGGAGAAACAAAGAAUUCACAAGACAGCACGGACCCAGGAGACAGAAAACAUGACCAUUCCUCUUCCUCUACGGCUGACGGAGUGAUAAAGAAGGAAGAAUAUGAAGAGAUUGUCCAGGAGAAUCCUGCAGGAGCACUGUGUCAGGAUCCUAAACAAGACGUUAUAGGAGGUCUGGGGAAGGCCCCACCGAGCCCCCGGAGAUUGAGGCUCCUCCUAGUGGGGAAAGCCGGCAACGGGAAGAGCGCGACGGGAAACAGCAUCCUGGGCAGGAAAGAGUUCCAGUCUAAACUCAGCGCUCAACCGGUGACCCGGGCCCUGCAGAGGGCCAGCCGCGACUGGGCCGGCCUGGAGCUCGAGGUGAUCGACACCCCCGACAUCCUGUCCCCGUGUGCCCCGCUGGAGGCCGUGUGCGAGGCGGUCGUCUUUUCCGCCCCCGGGCCGCACGCGGUGCUGCUGGUGACGCAGCUGGGCCGCUACACGGAAGAGGACCGGCGGGCGGUGCGGCGCCUCCAGGAGGCCUUCGGGAUGGGCGUGCUGGCCCACACGGUGCUGGUGUUCACGCGCAAGGAGGACCUGGACGGGGGCUCCUUGGAGCAGUACGUGCGGGAGACCGACAACGAGCCCCUGGCCCGGCUGGACCGGCAGUGCUCACGGCGCCACUGCGCCUUCAACAACGCGACGGGCGGCGCGGAGCAGGAAGCGCAGCUGCGGGAGCUCCUGGGGCAGAUCAACUGCAUCCUGUGGGAGAACAACCACCGGCACUUCAGCAACCGCGCCUACCGCUACUGUCAGCGGAACGGUCUGCGCGGAGACGGCCAGGAGAAGCAGGUGCCCGGGGGGAGCGGCUCAGAGGAGGCGCCCGGCGCGGAGCCCUGGCGGGAGGGUCUGUGCCAGAUCCAGAAGGAAUCGGAGGAAGUUUACAGACGUCUGCUGAAGAGGGAGCCCAUUGGUGAAACCUCUGGUGUCUGUCCUCAGAGGAUGCAGCCUGGGCCUGCACAGUCCCAGGAGUUAAAUGAAACACCAUCAAAAGGGAGCCAGGCAGCAGUUACCACCGUCUUACAGACAGCCGUCUUUAUCCUGAGUCCCGCUGUCCUACUAAUUGCAGAUAUGGUGAACUUGCAGAGGCCGCCCCGAAAGCCGCCCGAGAGCCGCCCCGAAAGCCGCCCGAGAGCCACGGGCCCCCGAGAGCCUCCUGCCGCCGCGUCCCCGCCGCCGCGAGAGCCGACGUCGAGCACGCAGCCCGCAGCGCCGCUCCCGAAGAGAAUGGAAGGGCUUCAGAGAAGCAGAUAUGGAACUAUGACUGAAGGCAGAGGGGAAGAUAACUGGUUUGCAACAUCGUCCUCACUGAGGAUCAUCCUGGUGGGCAAGACAGGCAGCGGGAAGAGUGCCACAGGGAACAGCAUCCUCUGCCAGCCAGUGUUCGAGUCCAAGCUGAGGAGCCAGCCUGUGACCAGAAAGUGCCAGGCAGAGACAGGGACCUGGGAUGGAAGGAACAUCCUGGUGGUUGACACACCCCCCAUCUUCGAGGCAGGGGCUCAGACCCAGGACACGUACAAGGACAUCGGGGACUGCUACCUGCUCUCUGCCCCGGGGCCCCACGUGCUGCUGCUGGUGACCCAGCUGGGGCGCUUCACCGCCCAGGACACCGUGGCGGUGAGGAGGGUGAUGGAGAUCUUCGGGGAAGAAGCCAUGAAACACAUGGUGGUCCUCUUCACCCACAAGGAGGACUUGAUGGGCGAGUCCUUGGACAAUUACGUCGCCAACACAGACAACCAUAGCCUGAGGAGCGUGGUCCAGGAGUGCAGCAAGAGAUACUGCGCCUUCAACAACAAGGCCACCGGGGAGGAGCAGAGGGAGCAGCGGGCCCAGCUGAUGGCCGUGGUCGAGAGGCUGGAGAGGGAGAGCCAGGGCGCCUUCCACACCAACAGCCUCUUCUUUGAAGCCCAGAUGCUGCUGCAAGACAGGGGCAGUGCCCACGGGGAAGAGCACAGGUGCUUCCUGACCAAGGUGCAGGAGUAUGUGGAAAAGCAGCAGCGAGCCCUGAAAGAGAGAGGCAGUAACUGGGCCUCCAGGGUGCUCCUCAGAGUCAAAACCUGGGUGUUUUCUAACCCUGGGAUAUCUGCCUUCCUUGUUAUAUGCUUUCUGAUUUUUCUUGCCGUUUUAAUUAACUUGUGUAUUACUCAUGCACACUGAGCGUUUUCAGAUGAUUUCUGCAGUCAGCUAUAUUAUUUUUUGAGUCCCCGUCUCUGUCUGUGUCAGAUUCUUUAUAUGCCUUUUUACAUAAUUUCACUUCAGUUUCUCUUCCUGGCAUUAGACAUGCCACCUUUUCUUUUCUUUUCAAGUGCUUUUAGGUAAAUAAAAUCCAAAGGAAAAAAAA